Messenger RNA from Hippoglossus stenolepis (Pacific halibut), 6425 nucleotides. RefSeq names its product cyclin G associated kinase (gene gak). The record is from RefSeq and is a predicted model, not a curated record. Gene Ontology annotation, molecular function: protein serine/threonine kinase activity; AP-2 adaptor complex binding; ATP binding. Lineage: Eukaryota; Metazoa; Chordata; Actinopteri; Pleuronectiformes; Pleuronectidae. The transcript has 30 exons. Gene Ontology annotation, cellular component: cytoplasm. Gene Ontology annotation, biological process: protein phosphorylation; positive regulation of Notch signaling pathway; regulation of clathrin-dependent endocytosis. The coding region runs from base 248 to 4177 and encodes 1309 amino acids.
GUCAUCGUCCUUCCCGGAAGUCAGCAGCUUCGGGCAGAUGGUGGCGGCCUCGUCAGCCUCGGUGCAGGAAGAGGAUGUUUGCUUCCAGCGGAGGAAUAAUAUCAGCUGAUUCCAGGUCUUUUUAACAGGGUUAAACCACCGUACCGUUUUUCUGCGGAGCUUCCUGGGAUCAUCACCCCCCCCACUCCCAGUUCCCUGUCCUGAAGCCCGGCUCGUGUGCGGCGGAAGCGCUGCGCUGCUGGAGAAGAUGUCCCUGUUCCAGUCGGCUCUGGAUUUCCUCGCCGGGCCCGGCUCGUCCGGAGGCGCCGGCCGGGACCAGAAUGACUUCGUCGGACAAGUGGUGGAGCUCGGCGACUUGAAGCUGAGGAUCCGGCGGGUGAUCGCAGAAGGUGGAUUCGCCUUCGUGUAUGAAGCCCAGGACAUGAGCAGUGGUAAAGACUACGCUCUCAAGAGGCUGUUGUCAAACGAGGAGGAGAAGAACAAGGAAAUCAUACAGGAAGUCUGCUUCAUGAAAAAGUUGUCAGGUCAUCCCAACACGGUUCAGUUCUGCUCUGCUGCCUCCAUCAGCAAAGAGGAGUCAGACACUGGACAGGCCGAGUUCCUCAUCCUCACUGAGCUGUGUAAAGGUCAGCUGGUGGACUUUAUAAAGCGAGUAGAGGAGAGGGCGCCCCUGUCAUGUGACACUGUGCUGAAAGUCUUAUACCAGACGUGCCGCGGCGUGCAGCACAUGCACAAACAGAAACCUCCAAUCAUCCACAGAGACCUCAAGAUUGAGAACCUCUUGAUUAGUAACCAGGGCACCAUCAAGCUUUGUGACUUUGGCAGCGCCACCACAGUGUCACACUACCCCGACUACAGCUGGUCGGCACAGAAGAGGUCCAUGGUGGAGGAUGAGAUCACAAGGAACACAACUCCAGCGUACCGAACACCUGAGAUGAUUGAUCUCUACUCCAACUUCCCCAUCAAUGAGAAACAGGACAUCUGGGCCCUCGGAUGCAUCCUCUACCUGUUGUGUUUUAAGCAGCACCCAUUCGAGGAGGGGGCCAAGCUGCAAAUCGUCAACGGGAAAUACGCCAUCCCUCAGAAUGACGUGAAGUACACUGUGUAUCACAACCUCAUACGUUCCAUGUUGAAGGUGAACCCAGAGGAGCGUCUGUCCAUUACAGAGUUGGUCAACCAGCUCCAGGAGAUCGCAGCAGCGCGCAACGUCAAUUCAAAGUCUCCCAUUACAGAGCUGCUGGAGCAGAAUGGAGGUUUUGGCAACAACGGAGCUCAGCCGCCAAUGCAGAUCCACAACGUCCAAAACAAUGCAGGCAUUUAUGAUCCUGAUCAGUCAGCCAGUGGCCUUUUUGAUAUCUUACGGGGCGGAACCGAGCGCUUCCUGACCAACAUAAAGGACACUUCCUCUAAGGUCAUCCAAUCAGUAGCCAGCAACCCCAGCUAUGCCAAAGGAGACCUGGAUAUUUCUUACAUCACAUCUAGAAUAGCAGUCAUGUCCUUCCCAGCAGAGGGGGUGGAGUCGGCAAUAAAGAACAACAUUGAGGACGUCCGUCUGUUCCUAGAUUCACGUCACGCUGGACACUACGCUGUCUACAACCUCUCCAAACGAUCCUACAGGCCGUCACGAUUCCACAACAGGGUCUCAGAGUGUAACUGGCAGGUGCGUCGUGCCCCCAACCUCCGCAGUCUCUACAGUGUGUGUAAAAACAUGCAUCUAUGGCUCAAACAAGACCAGAGGAACAUCUGUAUAGUACACUGUCUGGACGGCAGGGCAGCGUCCGCCGUGGCAGUUUGCUCCUUCCUGUGUUUCUGUCGCCUUUUCACCACAGCUGAGGCAGCCGUCUACAUGUUCUCAAUGAAGAGAUGCCCUCCUGGCAUAGCACCCUCUCACAAGAGGUAUAUCGAGUAUAUGUGUGACAUGAUGGCCGAGGAGCCCAUCAUCCCCCACAGCAAGCCCAUAACCAUCCGCUCCAUCAUCAUGACGCCGGUGCCGCUGUUCAACAAGCAGCGUAACGGGUGCAGGCCGUUCUGCGAAGUCUACGUUGGAGAUGAGAGGGUCCUCACCACGUCACAGGAAUACGACAAGAUGAAGGAUUUUAAGAUGGAGGAUGGGAGAGCGGAGAUUCCACUCAAUGUGUCAGUCCAAGGAGAUGUACUGGUGGUGAUCUAUCAUGCAAGAUCUACACUGGGAGGGCGUCUGCAGGCCAAGAUGGCAUCCAUGAAAAUGUUUCAGAUCCAGUUCCACACAGGCUUUGUGCCCAGAAAUGCGACCAAUGUCAAGUUUAACAAGUACGACUUGGACGCCUGUGACAUCCAGGAGAAGUACCCGGACCUGUUCCAGGUGAACUUAGACAUUGACAUGGAACCCAGGGACCGACCCAGCGCUAAGAGCCCGCCGUGGGAGAGCUUCCAAACCAAGGGCCUCAACCCCAAAAUCCUAUUCUCCUCUCGUGACGAACAGCAAGAGAUCCUCAGCAAAUUCGGUAAACCGGAGCUGCCUCGUCAGCCAGGCUCCUCAGCAUUUUAUGAUUCAGAGGCGUCUCAGCCGGUGCAGACUCCAGACGGCUCCAGUGCAACAGAACCAGAGCCAGAACCAGAAUCUCCCGGGAGCACAGAUACCAACGCUAACAACUUCUUCCAGACACUGGAUUGGGAAGAUGUGAGCGGCCCCCAGGACGCCUCAGACAGUCAAGCAGGGGGAUCCAUGAACGAACAGGAGGACAUGAGUGAUCAAUCAGAGGGAGAGUCCUACUCCUACUCUGCCCCCGGGGGGGAGCCGCUGUCACGUGACCCCAGCGAACCACUAUUUGAUGCUGACUUUGAGACUCCCCCCCCUGCCGCCCAGGAAGCUCCUGUCGGUGGCACAGCGGAUCUCUUGGGCCUCCACUCUGACCCUGAGCCUCCCUCCGCGUCCUCCACCUCCUCCUCUGCUCCUCAACAAGGAGUCCAGGGAGGAAUGAAAGCUGCAUCCAGCAACAGCGACCUCCUCAACGAUCUGUUUGCACCCCCUGCUGGUCAGACCGGAGCAGGGCAGGAAGACUUGUUCUUCACUGAGACCACACCAGACUCAAAACCCACGGGCGACCUGUUUGAUCCGUUUGGGAUGGGGUCCGGCUCCGGUGUCGGCUCCAGCGUGGGCUCGUCUCGGCAGGCCUCCGGACCGGACCUGUUUGGAGACUUGUUGGGUUCUGAUAGCUCAGCCACCAGCGGGUUCAGUUCAGGUCACAGUAAUCCCACUCCAGCUUCCAACACCAGCCUCUUCAACCUCAAUAAGCUUGUAAAUGAUGCCCCAAAGAUGACAUCAUCCGCCAGCCAGCCGGACCUGCUGGGCGGGUGGGACAGCUGGGCAGCCGGCACCAAAACUGGCAUGAGUAGCACCAGCAGCAAACCCAGCUACACCAGUACAGCUGCUGGUGGGUCGUCCAUGUCAAAGGCCAAGUCUCAGACCUUUGACCCCUUUGCCGACCUCGGAAACCUGGGUUCCAAUUUACCUGGACCUUCUUUUAGCACGAAGGCUCCUCCCUCCUCUGCUUCCUCCUCCACCAAGGCUCAAGGGCAGCCCUGGCAGUCCGGUAGAGCCGCCGCCGCAGCCCAGGGCAAACCGUGGAUUUCGGGAUCGGGAUCCGUACCCAAAGCAUCCUCAGCAUCUCAGCCUGCAGCCGCACAGCCCAUCAAGCCUAACUACAACCUCAGCUUCUCUAGUGUCAUCGGCGGGAGAGAGGACAGAGGCGUGCGUGGGCCUGGAUUCGGCCCCAAGCCGAAGGUAAAGCAGGACGAUUUUGAGGACCUGCUGUCGACUCAGGGUUUCGCCUCUAAGCUUGAUAAGAAGGGACCAAGGACCAUCGCGGAAAUGAGAAGACAGGAGAUUACAAAAGACAUGGAUCCGCUCAAACUGCAGAUCUUGGAUUGGAUCGAAGGGAAGGAGCGAAACAUCCGCGCGCUGCUGUCGACGCUGCACACGGUGCUGUGGGAGGGAGAAACCCGCUGGAGGCCUGUGGGCAUGGCCGACCUGGUGACCCCCGACCAUGUGAAGAAGUACUACAGAAAGGCUGUGCUGAUUGUCCAUCCAGAUAAGGCGACAGACCAGCCCUAUGAACACUACGCUAAGAUGAUCUUCAUGGAACUGAACGACGCCUGGUCAGAGUUUGAGAACCAGGGAUCCAAAGCACUCUUCUAAAAGCCUGGUCUGGAUCCCAGCUCGACUGGACUGGAUUCGGCCUAACCAGACAAGGGGUUAGACCGGGCCAGAUAAGACAGGACUGAGCCCACAUUGGGCCUUAGGGGGCAAAGAGCCUCUGAGAGGUGUCCUCUCUACCAUUCCCUUCACUCCCUUAUUCCUUCUUUACGUUCUUCUGUUCCUACAGUCAAGGAAAAAAGACCUUUUGUUUCAUGCCUGGCUGUAGUUAAAAAAAAAUAAUCCUCACUGGUUAUUAAAGUGCCAGUUAAAUGUUGUGAUCGUUCUUAAACUCACUGCCUACCUGUACGACUGCCUGAGUGGUGCUGCAACGGAAGGAGGAACGGGUGACAAUCACACCAAGAAGACACGGUGGGAAAGAAAUAGGAAAAUAGAAAGACUUUUGAAACUACGCAGAUGAUUAUCAACACAGUGGUAUUCCGAUUAAAAACAAAAAAUAAGAUUUAUUUACCCCUCACUAAUAAAAUGCUGGAAAUUUUGGCUGUGGCUUGUAGGUUUGUCAUCUGUGCUUGGCACCUUUGCAGACAACCAGUCGUUUAUUUUACUGGUAAAAAAAAAUGGCAAUUUUCAAAACAUGAUUUAAACAUUUUGAAGCUCAGCUGCCUCAAAAAGUAACAAACAUUGCUGAUGAAUCUCGGAACGUAGCGGCCACAGCAAGCGACGGACAGGAACAGUCCUGAACUCUUACUGCAGAAUAUCUGAGGAUAAAACACGUCAAAACUUUUAAAGUGCUUCUGCUGCACCUUUUGGGGUCAACGCUUGGUCGGGGUUUGAGCCAUUUCCUCUCCAGAAGGACGAGACGAUUGCCUGCUGAACACUACUAGUGCUGCUUGUACCAUUGCAGUUAUUGCUACACACACACACACACACACACACACACACACUGCUCAGGCUGAUGUGAAAACCUGCAUCCUGAACUCCUGACGACGGAGCUGAACUUCUUUCGGAGCCCCAUAUAAACCCAAGCGGGCCGUGUGUUGUUUUUUGAAGUGCUCUUUGAAUUCCACCCACUCGGGCUACACCGUGUAGCGUCGCGACUGCAUGCUCUCCCAACGACAGGGGGUGGGCGUGUUUGAUUCCCAAACCAGGGUAGUCCCAAUGGGCGGUGGCUCUUUUUUUUUUGAUUUUUUUUAAUUGAAGUGCUCUUUUUCUUGUAGCAGAAACUGAGUCUACCUGAGGGGCAGAUGUCUCUGCCUCUGCCUCUCUCACAGCUUGUCACUUCUGAAGCAUCUCCACAUGGCCAUCCUUUAUAACCCCCUCUGUUUGUCUCAGUAAACCUGAGCCUCGUUCAGUGGAUGGUCAGUUUAUAGGAGGAGAUCAAAAAGAGAAGAGAGAACAUGGUGAUUUAAUCUGGUUUUAUUAUUUUUGGGGGUGGGGGCUCCUGUGUUGAGCUUUUUUUUUUUUUUACUUAUCACAUUGAUUGUAAAUAUAAAAACAUCAUCAUCCAUCAAGUGGCUUUGUUGAGAUUACAGCCUGUGUGAGUGGGUGUGUGUGAGUCUGUAUGUGUGAGUGUGUGUUUCUGGAGUAGACAAUGAAACCAUUGUUACACACGAUGCUUUUCUGUCACAAUCUUUUCUUCAUUAGCUUCAUUAUUUCAGCCACGUUUGUUUUUUGUUUCUUUCCAACCUAUUUUUUUUUUAUCGUUUCACAUUUUACCUCAUGGACCAAUCGAAUCACCUGUUUUCCUAUUUAUUAUUGGGUUUUUUUUGGGAGUGUGGGGGCGUUAUGAUGACAUGUAUUCAUGCAUAUUGAUGGCACAAGUAAAAGAAGAGAAAAUCAGAUAAUAUAUAAGUGGAAUGUGCUGAGUGCAAAUAGGACAGUUGUUGGUUGAUCACAGCCUCUUGUCGCUUGUUUCAUUCCAAAGCAUCUAUUAUGAAUACGAAUGUGCUUUUACAAAUAUAUAUAUAUCCUCUCUGUUGUUAUGUGGUAUGUGUUUUAUCAUUUUUUCUUUUUUGUUUCGUUCUUUUCUGAAGUCGUUCCUUCUGUUUUGACUUUUUGCUACAAUUCCAACACGAGGGGCCAGUAAAACCUACGUAAGACGCUGGAAAAAUAAAAUUAAAAAAAUCAACUAACGCUUGAAAUUCAGUUGAAACUCUUGACAGCGUGAUCAUCAGUAUAAAGAGGGAGGCUUGUAAAACCACGUACUGGCAGUGUUUACUGAACCAAAUUACAUCAUACUAAUAUGAAUGUAGAUUUCAAUGCAAAAACAAAUAAAACUCUUUUGAUCUGA